GCUGAAUGGAUGAUGUGAGCGUUGAGGAGGUGUGGGGAGCAGCAGAGAGGAGCGCGGACGCACAGACGAGCUGACGGCGCAUUCGGUAGACAUUGGCCAACUUACAGAAAUGAGGCUUUAGCCUUAUUGUGCCACUCUUCUCAGAUUUAUUGUGCGGAUUUGAACACAGGAAUUAGGAUUUAAAGACAAAACAAAAUACUUUUUAUUUCAUCCUUUACAAAAAAAAAGAAAGAAAGAAAGAAAAAAAAGAAGAGAAAAAAGAUGGGUUUGGAACGAUUUGGCGCACGCACGCUGGGGAUGAUCCCGCUGCUUGCGCGCUGCCUCUUUUGUAUUGUCGGGUUAUUUCUCACGUUUUCGCUGCCUGUCUGCGACGCGUUCAACUUGGACGUGGAGAACUCAGCUGUUUACAGCGGACCUACAGGGAGCUACUUCGGAUAUGCAGUUGACUUUUAUUUGGCUGAUACGGCAAGUGCGAGCGUGGUGAUCGGAGCUCCCAAAGCCAACACCAGCCAGCUGAACGUUACAGAGGGAGGUUCUGUCUUCUACUGUCCGUGGAGUCUCGGCCAAUCAGGCUGUCACGUCAUUGAAUUUGAUACUGCAGGAGAUCGUGUCGUUCAGGUUAACAACACAGAGCAUCAAGGUGAUUUUAAGUCCCAUCAAUGGUUUGGCGCCACUGUUCGUUCCCACCGUGACACAAUCCUGGCCUGUGCUCCUCUGUACUCAUGGCGGACUGAGAAGGACAUCCCCCACGCGGAUGCUACAGGAACCUGCUACCUCUCAGUGCAUAACUUCACCAAAUUUGUGGAGUACGCACCCUGUCGCACAGAGAUCAGUGGUCAUUCAGGACAAGGGUAUUGUCAGGGAGGAUUCAGUGCUGACUUCACCACGGAUGGCAAAGUGGUCUUGGGAGGGCCUGGGAGUUACUACUGGCAAGGUCAGGUGAUCACUGCAGCAAAGGAGGACAUUAUCAAAAUGUACUACCCAGGUUUUUUCACGCAGUCUGUGAGAGGAGAGAUCCAGACUAAACAGGUCCAGUCCAAGUAUGAUGAUAUUUAUCAAGGCUACUCCAUCGCUGUAGGAGAGUUCAGUGGCGAUCAGGAGGAAGAUUUUGUGGCUGGUGUUCCAAGAGGACUGAUGCUUUAUGGUUUGGUUUCCAUUCUGAACGGCACUGAUCUGAAGUCUGUGGUUAACUUCACCGGUGAGCAGAUGGGAUCGUAUUUUGGAUAUGCAGUGGCGACGACUGACAUCAACAGUGACGGGAUGGAUGACUUGCUGGUGGGAGCGCCCCUGUUUAUGGUGCAGGGGUCUCACAGCCGUCUGGAAGAGAAGGGACGGGUCUAUGUUUACCUCCAGCGAGGUCCACUGAAGCUGGACCCCCACCUACCUCACUUGACAGGCACUCAGGAGUUUGGAAGAUUUGGUAGCACCAUUGCGCCUCUGGGAGAUCUGAACCAGGAUGGUUUUAACGAUGUGGCUGUCAGCUGUCCGUUUGGAGGGGAGGAUCGGCGCGGACUCGUUUACAUCUAUAAUGGCUACUCAGAAGGACUCAGGGACAAGCCGUCUCAGUUGAUCACUGGCCAGUGGGUUGCUGAAUCUUUUCCUGCCAUCUUUGGAUUUGCCCUGAGAGGUGCUAAGGACCUGGACAUGAAUGGAUACCCAGAUCUUAUCGUCGGUGCAUUUGGUGUUAAUAAAGCAGUUCUCUACCGAUCUCGUCCAAUAGUUUAUGCCAGUGCCACUCUGACGGUUUCCCCCACCAUGAUCAACCCUGAAGAGAAGAACUGCCUGAUCAGUAACGGAAACAACAGCAUUCCUGCUUCCUGUGUCAACCUGAGUUUCUGCCUAUCUGCUGACGGGAAGCACCUACCAGACAAAAUCGAUUUCCAGGUGGAAGUGCAGCUCGACAGCCAGAAGCACAAGCAGAAAGGUGCCGUGAAGAGGGCCCUCUUCCUGGAUUCCCAGCAGCCCUUGCUCCAGAGAAGUGUAAAGGUGCGCCAUGGUAUGCGCAUCUGUAAUCACACCAAGAUCUACUUAAGAGAUGAGAAGGACUUCAGAGAUAAACUCUCCUCCAUUUAUGUGGCCUUGAACUUCAGCUUGGAUCCCAAUGCUGUGGUUGACUCCCACGGCCUGCGGCCCAUCCUCAACUAUCAGACCACCAACGUAAUUGAACAGAAGGCUCAGAUUUUGUUGGAUUGUGGAGACGACAACAUCUGUGUUCCUGAUUUGAAGCUGGCGGUUCAUGGGGACAGGAAGGAAGUCUACAUGGGCGAUGACAACUCACUGACCUUGACUUUCAAUGCCCGGAAUGAAGGUGAGGGAGGGGCGUACGAGGCAGAGCUGUAUGUGGUGCUGCCUCCGGAAGCCGACUACAGCGGCAUUGCUCGCAACAAUGAGAGUCUGACCCAGCUGACCUGCAGCUAUGAGUCGGAGAACCAGACUCGAUACCUCAGCUGUGAUUUGGGAAACCCAAUGAAGUCUGGAGCCAAUUUGUGGGGGGGUCUCCGUUUCACAGUGCCACGGCUGAAGGACACACACAAGACUGUUCAGUUUGAAAUGCAGAUUCGAUGUAAAAAUGAAAAUAAUUCUCAUAGUGAGGUUGUACCCUACAAGCUGGAGACGGUUGUUCAGGCUGCUGUAAUUUUACAAGGUGUUUCUCGACCAGAUAAAGUCUUCUUCCCACCGGCCAACUGGAAGGUGACCAAAAGCUUGGAGGUGGAGCAGGACGUCGGGCCUGCAGUGGAACACAUCUAUGAGCUGGUGAACAAUGGACCCAGUCGGAUCAGCCACACCCUACUCGAGCUGCGCUGCCCCCUCAGUGUGCCGAAUCACGCUCUGCUUUACCCUUUGGAGUUCUCCACUGAAGGUCCCAUCAACUGCACCACCAACCACACCAUGAACCACCUACACCUCAAACUCCAGCACACGUCCACUGAUCCACCUCUUCUGGCGCUGAAAGGCCAUGAGCACCACGUUGAGAGGAGGGAUGUCCACAGACAACACCUUGCUCAUUUGACAAAUCUGUCCUGCUCUAAUGUGGAGUGCUGGACGCUUCAGUGCAACGUGGGUCUUUUGGACCGGGGGACGACUGCUAUCCUGAAAGUCCGCUCUCGCAUUUGGGCCGAGACCUUCAUUGAGAGAGUCUACAAGUAUUAUGUCCUGGAGUGUCUGGCCAGGUACAGUGUGAUGAAGAUGCCUUAUUCCAUCCUCCCUAAACAUGCACCCAGUGGCCACAAAAAGGUUGUGAGCUCAGUGGUGUGGAACAAGCCAGACAUAGAAAACUCAGUUCCUCUGUGGAUCAUCAUUUUGGCCAUUUUAGCUGGUUUAUUGCUUCUGGCUCUGCUCAUCUAUGUCCUCUAUAAGAUUGGUUUCUUCAAGCGAUCUGUACCUUACGGCACUGCAAUGGAGAAGGCACAGCUCAAACCACAGGCUGCAUCCGAGGCCUGAAGGACAGCCGGAGCUACCAGAACCACAGUACCUGACCAUAUGAUUGCAAUGGAGAACCACAACGGAACAGUUCGGAGGAGAGACCACUGGAACUCUACUGUGCUGCACUCGAGGACAACAAAAAUCCAAAGAUCUCCAAGCCAAAUGAAUGUUUUUAUCUUUUUUAAUUUAUGCUUUAUUGCUUCUAAAAGUCACAUUUUGUUUUGGGUUUUUUUUUUUGUUUUUUUGCUUAGAAAGAACAAUCGGAAAUCAGAAACUGUGGAUGUGGAUGCAGGAGGAUUGUUGUGGUGAACAGUUCAGUCGUACCCGUUAAACUGUCAUAUUUUGGUGCUAAUGAUCUGAUGCGUUCACGGCCUUGGAUAGAAUACGGACACUGGUUCCUGCUGCCUUUUGUUGAUCUGAAUAGUUUUUGUUGAAACGAUCAGUUUGCAUUACGAGCAGCUUUUCCCGCACAACUCUCUCACCUAUAUCAGUUCAGUAGCUCUGUUUUUCUAAUCCAACUUUUCAAAUGCAUUUUUCAGAAUUUAAGACCAGCUGUUCUGAACUUGACCUAUCUGAGAGUUUCCCUUCCUUUUUGCCCAAUGCAUGCUGGGAUAUGCUCCAGCACCCCUGCAAACCUGAACAGAAUAAGUGGGUACAAAAAAAAAAUAUGGAAGUUCUGGUGGAUGGAAGUUCUAAGCUGUUCAGGAAAUCUCUCUGCCUCAGGUUGAUGGACAGCAGGUGGAGUUGUUGUUUGCACUCAAAGGAAAUCUACUGAUACAACACCAAAGACUAACUGAGCUUCCUUUGAGACUUUGACUUCUACUGAUCACUUUGUUCAAAUCCUCUUCGCUCAGUCACCAGUGCUGGCACGGCCAUCGUUGCGUAGUCCACAGGGACGGGAUUGGAACCACGUCAGACCUGUGAAACCUCGACGUAGGCCUGAAGUACCGUGGCGUUCUCGCUGUAUGCGUCGGUCAUUUCGGAUUACACUCCUACAGCAAACGACAAUGAGGCUAAACCACAGAUUUAAUGGUUGGAUGAUGUUGAACCAAAGACGUGACAAUCAGCAAUGUUGUAGCUUUGACGAAGUGCCUCAUCUGACAUCAGGCAGGAUCACUGAUCGUGAGUCUGGAGGAUCCUUUUUCAGCUUGCAGUGCGCCUUACUGUGAGAUACUGUAUUUUUGAUUGUCUUUUGGGCAAAAGCUGCUCGUGUUUAGACAGAGAACGAAAUGACGGCUGAAUUUAUCCCACUUACCCACAGCUACAGGGACGGAGUAGAAAAAUCGUUUGUGUUGAUUUUAUUUGUACAGAAAAUUUAUGUGCCUUAAAUGUAAAUACGUAACGUUUGCGGGUUAGAAGGAAGAGGUUCAUGUCAUUCAUUUGUGUGAAUGGUAUAUUUAUGAAUGUUUGUUAGUGUGUGACAUUUGGUGAUUUCUUUCCCAUUGCUUAGUUCUACCGAUCUCAAUCACCUGUCACAUCACUGAGGUCAAGCCACUAAGCAUUAAAGGGAUCAUAUUGUGCAGAAAUGGUUUACAUCUGUAGUUUAAAGCUGCACAUCCUCAAUGUAUCACAAUGUUGCCAUGGCAGUGCAUGAACAAAUUCUACUGCUAUAAGUACAUUUUAGGUCUGAAACAGUUCUUUUUGGUCUGAUAUAUGUCAUAGAAGCCCAUAUUUGGAUUUCAGUUUGCCCUGUGAUGCACACAAACUGAGCUGGUGUGUUCUCUAUAUGACAUGUGAAGACUGGUGUUUAUUUCUGGACUGCUGCCUCUUGCUGACACAGACAAGAGAAUUAUGGGUCAUUAAACAAUGCAAAGUAGAGUAAGUAGCUCAGUGGGAUAAGGAGUUUGUAAUUACACUACCUGUCUGUGUCCUUGGACAAGACCCGUCAUCUGUAUUGCUCUUAUCCCCUCAAUUGUAAAAGGGUACAGCCAUUGGUUGGAGAAGUAACCUGUGAUGUACUGGCAUCCCAUCCAGGGGGACGCAUAGACUUUCAAUCACUUUUUGCUAAGAAAUAUGUAGAUAAGCAUUGGCACCAAUGGACCUCAUCUCCUAUAUAUAAGACUUUAUAAAAUUCUAGACUUUUGAUGAAGUGUACCCGUGAUUAUACAGACCGGGUCAGGAUGGGGUUCACCUUGGCCAUGGUGAACCCCACCCCAAAGGUCCGUUGACUGGAGACGCCUGUUAAGUCCGUGGCGAAGAGUCAUUGGGCUUGUUUUCUUAUAAAGUUCACCAUUCGCCUGUCUAGCUUCCACAUAAAAUCGAUCGAGUUCUCUGUCAAGCAUCUGUCUGUCAUAAGUUUCAAAGUUGGGCACAUGUCCCUUUUCAGUGACAUACUUGCGAAACAGGUUGGCUGCUGACUGUGUAUUUCUGCGGGUGUUUUUUGCAUCUUUUUUGUGUAAAAUUUGUUUACAUCAGCAUCGCUAACAGACACAAACCUGUCUUCUGCCAUCUUGUCAACAAACUGACAGCCAAAGUAGGCAUUGUAUCGCAUUAUCUGAUUGGUCGUUAUCGAUAGAAGGCGAUUAGCUAGCACUACGUUGCAUGCAAGGUGUACUCGUUUCGCACGCGCGGUCUACUCGAAUCCCCCAGCAGUCAACUCGGCAUGUGGUACAGCUCAGAAAGUGGCGAAUGGACCAAUCAGAAGUUGGCAAAAUCACAUACCAUAUAAUAAACUACGAGUAUAUUUUAACUUACCGUAUAAGUUGCACCUGUCAAAGAAAACCUUUUGAAGAUGGGAAAAACCCAUAUACAUAUAUAUGAGUAUAAGCCGCAGGACCUCCCAAUCUAGUUAAAAAUAAAGAAAAACGCAACUUAGACUACAGAAAAUACUGUACUAAAGUGAACACUACAUAGGUUUUCUCUGCAGUUUCUUCUCUGCUACACAUCAAAAGAAGCUAAUUGAAUUUACCACUGUGGUCAGCUGAUGGGCUUGAAUGACAAAACAAAUAAAUAAAUAAAUAAAAACAGUGGAACAGAUAGAGAAGUUCAGUGUUUCACCAAACAUGAGACAGACUAGGUUUCUCACCCUGAAAACUUUGUUCCCCCCCUGCUUUGCAAUUGUUUCAUGAGAAAGGACAUGCUACUGUAGCGGCUUGCUCUGCAUUGUGUUGUGUAUUUUUACUCCUCCCACUCAUUCCCCUUGGGACACAAACUCAGUCUAAUCAGGGUAACCAGUCAGAUAAACACCUGAGUGGCCAUUUUGCUGUUUGGGUAGUGAGGCCCAUUGACACCAUAUGCACAGGGACUCCUGCUGGCCUCCGUCAUCCUACACUAUACUCAACUGUACCUCCCGGGUGGAAACUGUUUCCACUCUGCAUUUUGUUUUACUGCAUUUCAUGGGACCCGGAUAUCUCCAGUGGCGAUGUUGGACUGAAAAGGCUGUGAUCUUUGAAGAAUCAAUGGAUGCCCUGAUUACAGAAUUUAAGAAACUGAGUGAGGAGUAAGAGUGUCAGGGUUUACAAUCAUCGUGGAUUAGGACUAGGACAAUGGGUUUUUAACAACUUCCUGGACUGAGCCAUCAGAAGUGCAUCUAUACACAGUGAAAGUGUCACAUUUGUAGAGAUUAAUUUACGUUGGCAGUACUGUCUCUAGGUCCUUGGCCCUGAAAAUCAAAAAAGACAUCUGGGAAGAGUGUGUGGAGUCCUGAAGUCCCUGAACAGAGGCGUUUACAGGAAAGGUCGAAGCCUUGAAGGUCCUGGUGCUUCCCGUCUUACUGUAUUUUUGGGAGACUUGGGUGUUAACCACUGAUCUACGGCAACAGAUAUGUUUUGGAUGCUCAGUCUCUUCAGUAGAUUCUUGGGUACUGCUGGAAUGACUUUGCGUCAAACGAAUGGUUACAUGAGGACACUCGAAGAUGUGUCCUACAUACUUUGUAAGGAAGCAUCACCGACAACAUUUUGGCCAUGUAGUAUGCUUCUCGUCACACAAUGCAGCAUGCAGGUACCUCAGUUGAGUAUGCCAGCAAGUGGGAAAGGCCAAGGGCUCACCUGCCCAUGUCCAUAGUCCAAUAGUCCAAGAGGUGCAGAUGGACUAUUGCUUGCCUGGGUCAUCCAGAACCCGGGUUGGUUCUGUACUAUGGUGGAUAUGACAAUUACCACACUCACAUGCUCCCCCAAUCCUCCCGUCUGAGUGUUGAGUGGGUGGGGCCAGCAUUUUUCAUUUAACGCAACAAGCACUGAAAUGGGUUGUUUCUUAGAGACUGGAAAAUGCUUUUACGAUUAUUAUUAUUAUUAUUAUUUUUUAAAUACUGCUCAGUUUAUAGGGGAUGAUUUUGAGACUUGUUUGAUGAAGACACCCGGUGACCUCGAUUACCUUAUUGAAAAUGUGUACAACAUGACCCCUUUAAUACUUGCUUUUGGCAGCAAUUACAACAGUGAGAACAACCUCAGUGAGAAGAUGACAGGAAAGUGUUCAGAUAUUUUAAUGUACAGAAUGUCGAGUCUCAUACCUCUAAAUGAAGACAAAGCAACUAGGCACUGGGAACCACAUGAUGCUUGGAAGUGCAAUAUUUAUAUUCACUUUGUUUUUUUUUUUUAUAUAUUACAGUGCUUUAUCGAGUGUUUUUUGUGACCGAGUCGUGAUAAAACCGAACUUUGUAACGUGGUGAUGUAUGUUUUAAACAUGUGCCAUGUGUGCAUUGUAGGUUCUGGCUGUUCACUUGCUCACAACGCUUUGACACAUUUUCAAGGUUUUCCCACUACACUUUUUUUUUUUUUUUUUUUUUUGCUGCACCUUUUACCUAAUCAUACUGAUUUGUAACACCACAGAUAAACUGGCCACCCGAUCAUAUCUGAGUUCCAGCUUGGAUGCGUGACCAGAGUGUGAUCGUUCAUGUGCUGUGCAGACACACCUGUGUAGUUUUCUCUCUUUUACGUGUCACCUCUUAUUGGAUAAUAAUUUACAAUCCAGCCAUUUCUCAUCAGAUCUCAUUGUGCAAAACCCAUAUUUGAUAGAUGAUAUAAAUCAUUUCUCACAUGAUACAUGAAAAGAAAAUGAACAUCUAAUCCCAUUAUUUAUGCUGACAUUGGAGUCUUUUUACUAUUUCCUCCAUGGUCACACCAGAAGGCACUGGGUGUUUAUCAAGUGUUUUUUUUUUUUUAAUAAAAGGUAUUUGCCCAUGAUCACGCUCCACAACUUUUUUUUUUUUAAAAAAAGGUGUAUAUAUUUAUAGUAAGGAGAGUAAUUUUGAAUUCAAAUGAUAAACUGAUGAUUUUUGUGAAUUUUUCUCCUCCCCAUAUUGGGGAGAAUAUUUUUGUUUUGUUGGGGGGGCAGGGGCACAGAGGCUUUGUUAAGGUCAAUUUUUACCUGUUACAGUUUAUUCUUUGAAUUAAAAAUAAAAAAUAAAACUUGGUUUUUACAAA
Molecule: messenger RNA, 8783 nt
Organism: Thalassophryne amazonica
Lineage: Eukaryota; Metazoa; Chordata; Actinopteri; Batrachoidiformes; Batrachoididae
Gene: itga5
Product: integrin, alpha 5 (fibronectin receptor, alpha polypeptide)
Exons: 30
Coding region: 262-3441 (1059 amino acids)
Biological process (GO): cell adhesion mediated by integrin; integrin-mediated signaling pathway; angiogenesis
Cellular component (GO): integrin complex; external side of plasma membrane
Molecular function (GO): integrin binding
Source: RefSeq, a predicted model, not a curated record